This is a messenger RNA of Odobenus rosmarus divergens (Pacific walrus), 1251 nucleotides long. RefSeq names its product serpin peptidase inhibitor, clade A (alpha-1 antiproteinase, antitrypsin), member 12 (gene SERPINA12). Gene Ontology annotation, biological process: negative regulation of endopeptidase activity. The record is from RefSeq and is a predicted model, not a curated record. Gene Ontology annotation, molecular function: serine-type endopeptidase inhibitor activity. The transcript is spliced from 4 exons. Bases 1 to 1251 code for a protein of 416 amino acids. NCBI's taxonomy places the organism in Eukaryota, Metazoa, Chordata, Mammalia, Carnivora, Odobenidae.
AUGAACCCCUUGAUGGACCUGGGCCUACUUUUGGCUGGCCUUCUCACUGUGGAAGGUCUUCUGAAGUCCGACCUCCCUCAGGGACUGCAGUAUCGUGGACCUGUGAGCCAGAUCCAGUCAUGGAAGGGAAGGAAGGCAGCCGAGGAGCUCACAAAGCGAAACACAGACUUCAGUUGCAACCUUUAUAGGAAGCUGGCCUCCAAUAGCCCCAACAAGAACAUCUUCUUCUCCCCCUUGAGCAUCUCCGCAGCCUUCUCCAUGCUGUCUCUGGGUGCCCAGGACUCCACCCUGGAUGAGAUCAAGAGGGGCUUCCACUUCAGGAAUAUGCCAGAGAGAGACCUUCAUGAAGGCUUUCAUUACCUCAUCUACAGGAUGAAUCAGGAGAGCCAGGACCUCGACCUGGACCUUAAAAACACCUUGUUCAUCGACCGGAAGCUGCAGCCACAGAAGCAGUUUCUGACAGAUGCCAAGAACCUGUACGAUUCAGACACUGUCCCCACCAACUUCCAGAAUUUGGAAGGUACUAGGAAGCAGAUCAAUGACUAUGUCAAUCAGAAAACCCAGGGGAAAAUCAACAACCUGAUCAAGAAUAUAACCCCUGGCACUGUGAUGCUUCUUACAAAUUGCAUUUUCUUUCGAGCCAGGUGGCAACAUGAAUUUGAUCCAAAAGCAACUAAAGAGGAAGACUUCAUUCUGGAUGGAAACAAGCGAGUAAAGGUGCCCAUGAUGUUCCAUGGCGGCAUGUAUGAAGCCGGCUAUGAUAGACAGCUCUCCUGCACUGUUCUGGAAAUGCCCUACCAGGGCAUGAUCACUGCCACCUUCAUCCUUCCUGACGAGGGCAAAAUGAAGAAUGUGGAGGCGGCCUUGAAGAGGGACACUCUUGACAGAUGGAAGAAAUUAGUCACACGAAGGGUCGUAGACGUGUCCCUGCCCAGGUUCUCCAUCACUGGUAACUAUGACCUGAAGAAGACGCUCUCCUACCUGGGUAUCACCAAAAUCUUUGAGGAGCAUGGUGAUCUCACCCGGAUCGCCCCUCAUCAAAGCCUGAAAGUGGGUAAGGCGGUGCACAAGGCAGUGCUGAAGAUGGAUGAGAAGGGAACAGAGGGUGCGGCCGCCUCCGGAGUCCAGACGCUGCCCAUGGAGACGCCGCUCUCCAUCAAGCUGAACAAACCCUUUCUGGUGUUUAUUAGGGAUAGCGUCCUGCCCACCAUCAUCUUCUUGGGAAAGAUUGUUAAUCCUACUGGGGAAUAA